Messenger RNA from Megalops cyprinoides (Indo-Pacific tarpon), 1061 nucleotides. Its product is annotated as sclerostin domain-containing protein 1-like. The coding region runs from base 108 to 737 and encodes 209 amino acids. Gene Ontology annotation, biological process: negative regulation of BMP signaling pathway; negative regulation of Wnt signaling pathway. The record is from RefSeq and is a predicted model, not a curated record. The transcript has 2 exons. NCBI's taxonomy places the organism in Eukaryota, Metazoa, Chordata, Actinopteri, Elopiformes, Megalopidae. Gene Ontology annotation, molecular function: BMP binding.
GGUAUAUAAAGCAGUCACGGAAAGGUAAUUCAGCCCCACAGCCGAGAGAUCUGAAACUGAGCGUAACUGCUUGCGCUCGCUUUGAUAUCUCACCCUCGAAAACAGCCAUGCCCUCAAACGCAUGUGAAUACCAGCUUCUGUUUCUCUUCUGUAUUUUCAUUAAGAGUUGUCAGGCUUUCGAGAACGACGCCACAGAGAUCCUAGAUUCGCGCCUGGAUGUUCCGCUCGUAGACUCUCCUCCUAAUAAUGUCUCCUUGAAUCGAGCACGGAACGGAGGGAAGAGAUUGGAUAAGACAGGGAUAAACGAGCAAAGUCUGGUCGGGUGCAGGGAACUGCGGUCAACAAAGUACAUCUCGGACGGGCAGUGUACGAGUCUGAGCCCGGUGAAGGAGCUGGUGUGCGCUGGAGAGUGUCUCCCGGUUCAGAUGCUGCCCAACUGGAUCGGUAGCGGCUACACGAGGAAGUUCUGGGGCCGGCGAGACGCGCAGGACUGGCGCUGUGUGACUGACCGUACGCGGCCUCAGCGCAUUCAGCUGCAGUGCCAGGACGGUAGCUCCCGGACCUACAAGAUCACGGUGGUCACGUCCUGCAAGUGCAAGAGGUACUCGAGGCAGCACAACGACUCCGGUACCAAGACGGAGGAGCCGCCCCCGCCUCAGAGCCAGGCCAAGGCCAAGCGAAAGCCGGGGAAAGUUACGCAGGGGGCGGACAGGGACCGAGCAGAGCCGAAAAACUGAUAACCUUGCGACUGAUCAUGGGGACGAUUCCCUGUUGCGACUGGUUUGCAAAAAGAUGUUCAUUCGCCCCUUCCUCGCGCCAUUGUCAUUGUGUGUGUCUGUGUGUGCGCGCGCGCCCGUGCGUAUUUGUGUGCAUGAGAUGGGGAGCAUCUACUGACUGCAUCACUGCUAAAGGUUCUUUUCCCAGAUGUAUUCGAGAAUGUUGCAUUAAAUAAAAUAGAAGAGCAAUAUUGUUUGAAUGGAACAAUGCAUUGGCCAAACUGCCAUCCAUGUUUUUGGCUUCUAGUGAGUAACACAACUCUGGUACAUGGGAAAGGGAGAUAA